Vespula vulgaris is the source of this 924-nucleotide messenger RNA. RefSeq names its product translocator protein (gene Tspo). Gene Ontology annotation, cellular component: mitochondrial outer membrane. The transcript is spliced from 3 exons. Lineage: Eukaryota; Metazoa; Arthropoda; Insecta; Hymenoptera; Vespidae. The record is from RefSeq and is a predicted model, not a curated record. The coding region runs from base 153 to 662 and encodes 169 amino acids.
ACUAAGCGGCGUGGUUUGCAUCAUAUACGCAGAUUACACCUUAUACCAAAUAUUAGUAGUAUGAACAAUCGUGAAAGCAUCGACUUCUUAGUAUAGUAUAUUGAUAUCCUAUAGUUCGUAGCAUAUCGAGAAUUAAUAGUCAUAUUUUCAAAAUGCCGUUGUGUAAAGUGUCAUUGCCACUGGCUAUAGGCGUUGUCCAUCCUAAUAUUGGUGGAUGGCUUGGUGCUUAUUGCGUAAAAAAAAAUCUACAUCCAUGGUAUUCGUCUUUGAAAAAACCAUCUUGGACACCUCCAAACUAUGUGUUUGGACCAGUAUGGACAACAAUAUAUAGUACAAUGGGUUACUCUUCGUACUUAGUAUGGCGAGAUGCUGGAGGAUUCAAAGAAGCAGCCCUGCCACUUUCAAUAUAUGGUGUUAAUUUAAUUAUGAAUUGGGCUUGGACACCUAUCUUUUUUGGGGGACAUCAUAUUAAAUUGGCUUUAUACGAAAUAACUCUAGUAUGGGGAACGUCAGCAGCAAUGGCAGUAGCCUUUUAUCAAGUGAAUCCACUUGCUGGAUUAUUAAUUAUUCCUUACUUUGCAUGGUGUACCCUUGCGACAGCAUUAAAUUAUGUAAUUUAUAGGGAUAACCCGCAAAGUUCAUUGGAAGAUAAGAAGGAAUGAAAGAUAAAAAUUUAAGAAUGCAGGAAAUAGCUUGUUGGCAAACUGUUAAAAGAAAAAAAGAGAAAAAAAAAAGAAAAAAAAAGAAAAAGAAAAAAUAUGUAGUAAUAUUGGCUUAAAGGAUGCAUAUGGCAUUCUAUUUUUUUACAAUUGUUAUAUCACUGCUCUUUAGUAAAUAUGUGCUUUGCAUAAAACGCACAAUGCUGUUGUUAGUAUACACAUGUUUAUUAAUUGAUAUGAAAUAAAGAUUAGUUAAUCAACCAUA